CUCUGCCACCACCACCACCCACCCACCCACCCCCUCCACCCACCCCCACCCCCACCCCGCCACCCUUUGAUGGGGGAGAGGAAGCCUGGGGGGACCCCAAGAAUAGCAAUCGCCGCAAGAUCUGCACCCCGAUCCUCAGGAUUAACCCCAGAGGCCCACACUGCGCCCUACGAAAGAGCAGAAGCACCAACCCCGCCACCUUCCUCCUCCCAGUAGUCAAUGCUGGUUUUUCUCUUCUGCAACUAGGACUUUCUCCUCCCGCCCCCAGCCCCAGAUAAACUAAUAUAAUCUAUCUAUAUAAAUAUAUAAUAUAAUAUAUAAUGUUCUUAAAUUAUUCCUGAUUUUAAAAAAAACUGAGCUGCCAAGAAGAAGAAAAACAUAUUCUCCCCUUAGCCCUAUUCUAAUUUUUAUGUGAAUCUAAACUGCUGUAGAAGACCAUAUGUGAUUGUUAAAUUAUAUAUAAAUAUAAAUAUAUAUAGAGAGAAAGAGAGAUAUAUUUUUACUCUGAACAAUGCUUAUUCUUCUACAUCCAUAGAUGCUUGACAAGCUGUGGGUUUGGUGUUUUUUUUUGGUCAUUCAUGUACAUUUUCCUUUGGAAAAAGAAAGCGCCUAUUUUACUAACCAAAGACUUGAUUUUUUACUCUCUGCAUUUUUAUUCCCUCCUACAAAUAAGCCCAAUUGGAUUCAUGUCAAUGUUUUAAGAGCUUUUUUUUAAUUGUUUUCUUUUUUUCAGAGAGACCAUUAUUCCAAAUCAGAGCUUCUUAAGGUGAUCAACUCAGAUCUUUGAGUUAGCUCUAAAUAGACAUUUUCCACAAAACUUCAAUUUGGGCUAUAGGAGGAAAAAAAAAAGGCGUUGAGACAUCUGGUUGUCUUUUAAAAUUUUUUAAUUGUGGGAUUCUGAUCCUAAAAAUAAUAAAUGGGGGAUUACGGGUUUGGAGUGCUAGUACAAAGCAAUACUGGGAAUAAGUCUGCUUUUCCAGUUCGAUUCCAUCCACAUCUACAGCCUCCGCACCAUCAUCAAAAUGCCACCCCCAGCCCAGCUGCUUUUAUAAAUAAUAACACAGCCGCCAAUGGCAGCAGUGCUGGGUCGGCGUGGCUCUUCCCUGCGCCAGCCACCCAUAAUAUUCAGGAUGAGAUCUUGGGGUCAGAAAAAGCAAAAAGCCAGCCACAGGACCAGCCGGACCCACUAGAAAAGCAGCCGCUCUCCUCGAGUCCAGGUCAAGAAGUAUUACCUGACACGGAGAAGGUGAAAACAGAGGAGAGCCAAGGGGACAAUUCUUCGGAAAAUGGCAACGGGAAGGAGAAGAUCCGAAUUGAAUCGCCCGUGUUGACAGGGUUUGAUUAUCAAGAGGCCACGGGGCUGGGCACUUCUACCCAGCCCUUGACAUCCAGCGCUUCGUCUCUCACUGGCUUCAGUAACUGGUCAGCCGCCAUCGCACCUUCUUCCUCCACCAUCAUCAACGAGGACGCCAGUUUCUUUCACCAGGGAGGGGUCCCAGCCCCUUCAGCUAACAACGGUGCUCUGUUGUUUCAAAAUUUCCCCCACCACGUCAGCCCUGGCUUUGGAGCCAGCUUCUCCCCUCAAAUCGGGGCUCUGUCCCAGCACCACCCACAUCACCCUCACUUUCCACAUCAUCACAGCCAGCAUCAGCAGCAGAGGAGAUCUCCCGCCAGCCCCCACCCCCCGCCCUUCCCACACCGGAAUGCCGCUUUUAACCAGCUGCCACAUCUGGCCAACAAUCUUAACAAACCCCCCUCUCCCUGGAGCAGCUACCAGAGUCCCUCUCCAACCCCAUCUUCCUCCUGGAGCCCCGGAGGUGGCGGUUAUGGUGGUUGGGGUGGCUCCCAAGGCCGCGAUCACCGCCGAGGCCUGAAUGGGGGCAUCACGCCUCUGAACUCCAUCUCGCCCCUGAAGAAAAAUUUUGCAAGCAAUCACAUUCAACUUCAGAAGUACGCUCGCCCCAGCUCAGCCUUUGCUCCUAAAUCCUGGAUGGAAGAUAGUUUGAACAGAGCUGACAACAUUUUUCCUUUUCCGGAUCGCCCCAGGACAUUUGACAUGCAUUCACUGGAGAGUUCCCUCAUUGACAUAAUGAGAGCCGAAAACGAUUCCAUUAAAGGUCGUGUAAACUAUUCAUACCCAGGAUCCGAUAGUUCUCUGCUUAUUAAUGGUCAGUCCUCGCUGUUCCCCAUGGAAGAUGGGUUCCUGGACGACGGCCGCGGGGACCAGCCUCUGCACGGCGGCCUGGGCUCGCCCCGCUGCUUCCCGCACCAGAAUGGGGAGAGGGUGGAGCGCUACUCCCGCAAGGUGUUCGUGGGCGGGCUGCCCCCCGACAUCGACGAAGAUGAGAUCACUGCUAGCUUCCGUCGCUUUGGCCCUUUGAUUGUGGAUUGGCCUCAUAAAGCUGAGAGUAAAUCCUACUUUCCUCCUAAAGGCUAUGCAUUCCUGCUGUUUCAAGACGAGAGCUCUGUGCAGGCGCUGAUUGACGCCUGCAUUGAAGAGGACGGCAAGCUCUACCUGUGUGUGUCCAGCCCCACUAUCAAGGACAAGCCCGUGCAGAUCCGGCCCUGGAACCUGAGCGACAGCGACUUUGUGAUGGACGGCUCACAACCACUUGACCCACGAAAAACCAUAUUUGUGGGUGGUGUUCCUCGACCCCUGCGAGCCGUGGAGCUCGCAAUGAUAAUGGACCGGCUGUAUGGCGGCGUCUGCUAUGCUGGCAUUGACACAGACCCUGAGCUCAAGUACCCAAAAGGAGCUGGGCGCGUUGCCUUCUCUAAUCAACAGAGCUACAUAGCUGCUAUCAGCGCCCGCUUUGUUCAGCUGCAGCAUGGAGAGAUAGAUAAACGGGUGGAGGUGAAGCCAUACGUGCUGGACGACCAGCUGUGUGACGAGUGCCAGGGGGCCCGCUGUGGGGGGAAGUUCGCCCCCUUCUUCUGCGCGAACGUCACCUGUCUGCAGUAUUACUGUGAAUAUUGCUGGGCGGCCAUCCAUUCCCGCGCCGGCAGGGAGUUCCACAAGCCUCUGGUGAAGGAGGGAGGGGACCGCCCUCGGCACAUUUCAUUCCGCUGGAACUAAAGGGGUGCCUGACUGACCCGCCACGCCGGCACUGUCCUGUCCCUCUGACCCUCCCUCAGCCUCUCCACGCUGGCAUGUCUUCGUAGCAGUGUGUAACCUAACGAUAGUAUAAUGAAAAAAGAAUGGCCUCUAUAACGUAGGUGUUUCGUAGAUUCCUGGACGGCUAGACAGUCUGUAGGAGCUCCUUUUCUUUCCUGUUGCCAUCAUGGUUGGUGUAUGAAGUUCCCAUUCUCUUGGUUUCCCCCAGGACCAAGCGAAUCCAAACUUCCUGCAGCAUUUUUUCUUAGAGGAGAAAGAGAACUAUUAACAGAGAAAUGAAACAAUAGAGUAUUUUGGGUUUUUACUUAAAUUAUUGUUAAUAAUAUAACAUAUAAGAAUACUUUUAUUAAAAUAACCAUGCAACAAUAACACUAUUGAUCUGUCCAGACACAAUAUUCCCACCGGGGAAGUGCUUUUGCCUUUCGUUUGUUUGUUUCCUUCUUGUUCUUUUUUCAUUUCCUUGUCUCUCCUCUUUUUUUUUUUUUUCCUUUUUCUCUUCUUUUUCCUUUUCUUUCAUCUCUCCCCCCUCCCCACCCCGCAUCCUGUCCUAUUCUUUGAACAGCCAUGGAGGAAGUGAAGUGAGCGAUUAUUCGCCAGAAAGGGCAUGGCAAACAACAGAUGCAUAAGCAAGACUUCAACAGCCUCGUGAUUGAACUUUAAGGCUUUUGAGGCCAAAUAGAGUUUUAGUCGGCCUCCAAGUUAUUAUGACAUGAGGAAAAAUAGUAAAGUAGGCAGAGCUAGGUUUAUUUUCUUUUAAAUCCUUUUUCUUUUUCCCAUUCAGAAUGUGUGGACUGGCGGGGUUCUGGUGAGUUAGCACACUGUUAACCCUGUCAAGUCGCCUCCCUGACACCUACCAAAGCUGGAGCUAAGGACAGCUGGGGGGAGGGGAGGGGAGCUUGAGUUUCCUCCCCUUGAAGAGCCAAUGUAGGAAUUUUUCUUUUUUGAUGUUGUAUAGAAACUUUAAUUUCCUAACACUCAUCAGUGGCAGGCAGCCUUUGCUCUCUCCAUUUUGACAUUUAAAAAAGCAGCAAAUCUAGACAUACCUCAAGGAUAUCUUUUCUUUAAUUUUUUUUAAAAUUGUGUUACAGUACAGUGGUAGCCAAAACCAGAAGCAAGAGGAAAACAACAACACUAAAAACAAGAAAAAAAAAAACAAAACACAAAACAAAACCAACUAACCCAACAAAAAACCACCAUACCGAUUGGCUCGGAUUGGCUUCCUUUCAGAUUUCAAGUUACUUCAGAUAUCCUGUAAUUAAGUUGUAACAUAGAAAACAACAACAAAAAAAGUUAAGAAGUCAAGUAGUCACAAAGUGUUUUUUUUUUGUUUUGUUUUUAGUUUUUGCACUGUGAACAAGUUAACCGUGUAAAUGUGUGCAAAGGUACAUGUAUUGAUCCCACUCUCGUAUAAAAUAACAAAGCAGUACAGUUCCAAACUUAGCAUGGGCCAUUGUCAGUGUCUAAAGUGCCAACUUGAUCAGUAAUGCAUGCUUUCUUCUUAAUAAUCUUCUAGCUUUGAAAGGCGUUCUUACAUGUUAAUUUUGCAUAGCCUCUUGAAGCCCUCUAAGUGAGGAAAAUUAUCACUUUUCUUUUACUUGACAUUCUCUUCUGAGAGACCCCAUCUGUCAUUCAAAAGGACGAUGUGAGUGUUCAGACCAUUGCACAAACAACCCCCAUAGCCCGGAGGCGAGCUUGCUGCUGGUAAGCCACCCACUGACCUGAUACCAUCUUGGAUUCUGCAAAACCAAAGACUUGGCCCAGCAUGGCUGUGGAACCGCCUGGCUGACGACCCCUAGUGAUUGUCUUUAGGAUACGGUGUCCCGUCCUUCCCUUUGGAGGACCGGCUGGUCACCAUGUUUCCCGUGAGUUCCCAGGUGCAAGUCUCCCAUGAAACCCAAGGCGUGAGGCCAGGAUUUGAGGGUGUUCUUGAGUCGCUGGCCAGGGACUCUCUUUUCUUUUCUCCUGAACCCCAUGAUUCUUCUUAGAAUGUUGAAUUGCCUCUUUCCCCCCCCCCCCCUUUCUUUUAGUGCUUUGGAGGGGGCUUGAGAUUGUCGAUGUUUCUAGAAACAGCGACAAAGACCUAACCGGAACUAACACUGUUUGGGAACUAGCUUUGAAAUAAUGAUUUGGUUUGUUUGUUUUUCCUUUUUUUGUUUCCCUUUGUACAUGACCUGCUGACUUUCGGUACAGUGUUUUUUGUAGCUAACUUAUUUUGUCAUGCACAUAAUGUAUAUUUGUUAUGCACUACUUUUGUAUAUCUUGUUUUUCCAACAGUGAACAUUUUUAGGCCCACUUUUCACUGACGGGAUAUCUCUUUAUGCAAUACCUCAAUUUUUCAUAUUGCAAAGAGUAGCUUUUUGUACUUUUUAUUACGGAGAGAUCUUCAUAUACUUCAUUUUUUAAUAUAAAUAAUUUUAAUAAAUUUUAUUUUCUUAUAUUCUGCUUUUUAUACAUUUCAGUGCUCUGCAUACAUUUUAAAUGAUGAAUGUUGUGCACUGGUAAUGCUAUUUUACCGUCUGCGGAGGAGAGCAUGUUUAAACACAGCGGUGCACCUGUCAUUUAAGAAAUAGUCUAUAUAUAGAGUCACAAAUUAAUGGGAAAAUUUUUUUUCGCAUGAAAAUGACAGAUAACACUGUAGUUCCAGAAACAAAGCAAAACACAAAACAAAAUUAAAAAAAAAAAGAAAUGUAUAAGCCUAGGGUAGAAAUUUAAAAUGACAAAAUUGUCUACAGCUUAAUAAGUUUUUUUUUUAAAUAAAAGAUUCCUAAAAUGCAGACAUUUUUUUUUGGGGGGGGUGGUUGAAUGUUUAGCCAUUUUUAAAAAAAAUCUUAAUAAACUGAUGUUAAGUGUUUGAUUCUGAGAUGUCUGCUCUUUGAAAUGAUCUAUUUAAAUUUUUAAAAAAUAGCCUGCCGUGAGACAGGUGUGUAAUGUUAGUGUGCAUGACUAAUGUAAGAACUUGUUAAUUCUACUAAUACUCACUUGUGAUUGUGUGACAAGCGUGUUUACAGAUGAUGUGGUUCCGCGUGGCUUUCCCAGGGCAUCCACGAUGAUCAGCUAUGACUCUGAACUCCCCCCCCACCCAGCACAUGUCCUUGGAUUACAUGGGGUCCUGCUUUUUUUGGGGGGGGGGUCACCAUGUAACGAAACAUAAUUGACAUGUAAUUAGUUUACAGUUUUUAGGGUGUCACUUCCAUUUACCUAGCAUGUCCUAUAGCGGCACUCGCAUGGCAGAAGCUGUGUACUUACAAUGUAGUUACAGAGUAAUGACAUGGUUAUUUUUGCAAUGUAAAAUAAAGUGUUUCUGAUUUAUUUUCUAUGUAAACGAGCCCCUCCCCCUCCCCUUCCCCUCUUGGUCCUGGCCCUCCUCUCCCCACGCUUUGGUAUAAUAUCUUCUCCAUACACAGACCUCUGCAGAAUGCAAACAGAAAAAAGAAACUUUAGCAUUUGAUGAGAAUGCUGUUGGAAAAACUUGAUAAUUCACCCCUUUUGUUUUUGAAGAGUCGCUAUCUUCUGUUCAAAGGUGAUUGAAAACUUGAAUGUGAUGAAUUGUGGCGAGUUAAACUUCAAGGUCCGUGCAAUACUUAUUUCAGACUUUUUGAAAGAUCUUUGCAGUGUAAUUCUUUGUUUUUAAUUGCAGACAUUUAAAAAAUGUCGUUUUCUACUGUUAGGAGUAAAUCCUCUUUCUUGCUGGUGUUUCUAAAGAAAAGAAUCAGAAAUCAAUCUUUCUACUAAUGUAAAUUUGAGAUUAUUUUUAAAAAAACAAAGGAAUAAAAGAGGUUUUGGUCAUUUGCUUUAUUUUAUUAUCUUCUUUUAAAGCUACUGUGAUUGAUAGCAUUGUAAGAAUUGGGGCAAUAUUGUAUUCAACUUUUAUUUUUUAUAUUUUUAAAAUUUAAAGUAUAAUUAGUUUUUAUAAUUUUCAUCAGAUUUUUGUUAUAUUUUUUGGAAGUGAAACCUUUAGGAAGUGGGUGUCUAGUUUUUACUAAUCCCUAAUUUUUUCCCCCAGCGUAUGGCUCAUAUUAUCAGAAGGAAAAGUUAUUUAAGUAUGUCAGUUAAUUGUACUACUUCGCCGGAGUUCCAUAUCGUUUUUAUUGUGUAUGGGGAGGUUGUAGUAUUUAUUAUAGCAUUUUAAAUAAGGAUAAUUCAUUUUUUAUUAAAGUCAUUUUCACGUUAAGUUCCUAUUUUUGUAUGUUCUACUCUUAAGUUAUAUAACACAGUUCCUUUUUUAAAAGAGUUCAUUUGUUGAAGUGCUAGUGGAAAAAAUUAAUGUUAUUAAAUAGUUUGCAAAUGACUAUUUAUACCAGUAUGCAUAUAAUUUUUAAAUAUUUGUAAUGUGAGAUGUUGAAUGAAUAAAACUUUUAACUCA
This is a messenger RNA of Perognathus longimembris pacificus (Pacific pocket mouse), 7478 nucleotides long. It is a transcript of the gene Cpeb4, whose product is annotated as cytoplasmic polyadenylation element binding protein 4. Gene Ontology annotation, biological process: negative regulation of cytoplasmic translation. Gene Ontology annotation, cellular component: neuron projection; synapse; nucleus. The transcript has 9 exons. Bases 917 to 3076 code for a protein of 719 amino acids. NCBI's taxonomy places the organism in Eukaryota, Metazoa, Chordata, Mammalia, Rodentia, Heteromyidae. The record is from RefSeq and is a predicted model, not a curated record. Gene Ontology annotation, molecular function: ribosome binding; translation factor activity, RNA binding; mRNA regulatory element binding translation repressor activity.